GGCCCGGGGGCGGGAGCCGUGCUGCCGGACCGCUGGGACUCGGAGCUCCCGCCGCGUGCCACCCUCCCCCCUCCCAGCGCCCUCUCUCCUCGGGGCUCCCCGACGUUCGCGAGCGGCCCCGCGCUGCCCCUGACGGGAUGUCGGAGAAACGCGUCGAGGAGGCGCCGGCGGAGCUGAGCGCCAAGGAAAUGAAGGAGAAGAAGGAGAAACUGGAGGAGAAAGCAGUCCACAAAGAAAAGAAGAAGGAGGUAGUAGAGGAUGAGGAAAAUGGAGCUGAAGAAGAUGAGGAAGAGAAUCCAGAGGAUGUGGAUGAAGAAGAAGGUGGUGAUGAAGAUGACGAAGGAGACGAAAAUGGGCAAGAGCAGGACGGACAUGCAGAAAAACGAUCUGCAGAGGAGGAGGAGGAUGAAGUGGAUCCAAAGAGGCAGAAGACAGAAAAUGGGUCCUCCGCUUGAGCCCUCCCCUCCCAUUUCCUGUGUUCCGUCCAUCUCUCCUCCUCCAUUCCAGCCUGUGCUUGCACUGUUCAUUAGCCUCUGGCUUCACACAAUCUCAGAUGAGGAAAGGUUAAAAAAAGCUCUCAAACAGGGAAUACAGCAGUCUCCUUCCCACCCAGAGAUCCAGCCCAUCUAUGAUGUUCCCUACCUGAAAUUAUUCCACCUCCCCACAUCUUUCCAGCUGUGCCCCACAUACAAAUGAGCCUCUUCCCUCAAGAAUCUCAUCAUUUUCCAUCAUGG
This is a messenger RNA of Tympanuchus pallidicinctus (lesser prairie-chicken), 734 nucleotides long. It is a transcript of the gene PTMS, whose product is annotated as parathymosin. Lineage: Eukaryota; Metazoa; Chordata; Aves; Galliformes; Phasianidae. The record is from RefSeq and is a predicted model, not a curated record. The coding region runs from base 138 to 455 and encodes 105 amino acids. Gene Ontology annotation, molecular function: histone binding. Gene Ontology annotation, biological process: negative regulation of apoptotic process; positive regulation of transcription by RNA polymerase II. Gene Ontology annotation, cellular component: nucleus. The transcript has 5 exons.